This is a messenger RNA of Esox lucius (northern pike), 2022 nucleotides long. Its product is annotated as deoxyribonuclease gamma-like. The coding region runs from base 426 to 1376 and encodes 316 amino acids. The record is from RefSeq and is a predicted model, not a curated record. The transcript is spliced from 9 exons. Gene Ontology annotation, cellular component: nucleus. Gene Ontology annotation, biological process: DNA catabolic process. Gene Ontology annotation, molecular function: DNA nuclease activity. Lineage: Eukaryota; Metazoa; Chordata; Actinopteri; Esociformes; Esocidae.
GACUGGGGAGUAUUGAGUUCGCUAUAACGUUUACUACUAUGCAGAAGGACACGUUUAACUUAAACGUUCUCGUAAUUUUGUACAUUUAAUUUGUUCUGACAGCCCCAACUCAUCUGUCCACAGAAAAUAAUUUGGAAGAGCGCAAUUUUAUUGAGUGGUAACAUAAACAUAAAUUGUUAUUUUGUCUUUUCGAGAACACAACCCCUCACAUUGUUGAACUAUUCACUAAACUACAGAACCUUUUCCGUUUUAUUUAGCGGCCUAGGUCUUGAUCGUACUCAAUGCUGUCCAGAUACCUGAUUUUAACUGAGUGGUAGUCCUUUGAGAGUUUUGUCAAGGUGUGUAAAGAAUUGCCGAAAAUAACACCGCAUCGUUUUUGGAAUUUCAACGAAUUCUCAUCAAACCAGAAAGUAACGUGAGUUGCCAUGAGUUGCCUCUCUCUACUCUUCCUUAUUGUUGGUAUUUCUGGGGCAUGUUCCGGCUUCAAGAUCUGUGCCUUCAAUGUCAGGAACUUUGACAUUGCCAAAUCAACCAACUACAGGGUGAUGCAUACUCUGACGAAGGUUGUCUCUCGUUGUGACAUCUGUCUCCUUCAGGAGGUAAAAGAUGUACAGGGGAAAGUUGUUAAAGCCCUAGUAGGGAGUCUCAACAGGUACAGUAUAAGAUAUGAUGACCACUAUCACUAUAAAUCUGUAGCCAGUGGAGGUUUGGGUUCAAAACCAAAUGACACAGACCAGUAUGUCUAUCUUUACAGGAAUGAGACUGUGGAGGUGAAAGAUAAGUACCAGUACGCUGACAAAAAGAAUGCUUUCUCCAGAGACCCAUUUAUUGUUCGAUUCCAAGCCAAGGCUACAGAGAUAGAAGACUUUGCUCUGAUCCCGUUGCACACUGUGGCCAUCGAGGCAACCAACGAGAUUGACCAGCUCUAUGAUGUCUUUGAGGAAGUCAAAUUGAAGUGGAAAUCUACGCAAGUGAUGUUCCUUGGAACCCUCAAUGCUGCUUGUGGGUACAUGACAGGAAAGGACAAGGCAAACAUUCGACUAUUCUCGAACCCUGGAUUUUACUGGUUGAUUGGGGACAAGGUCGAUACAACUGUUAGAGCUAUCUCCAACUGCGCCUAUGACAGAAUUGUGGUACACGGACAGCCCUUCCUGAAAGCCAUAAAACCUUAUUCAGCGAAGGUCUUCAACAUUGCAAAAGAGUAUAAACUCACAGUUGACAAGGCUCUGGAAGUGAGUGACCACUUCCCAGUGGAGGUGGAGCUGAAGAUCAAAUCAUCAGGGCAGAUUCAAGCUCAGUUUCAGCCUGUCCUCCUAAUUGCCAUCACUGUUGUAACCUACGUCCUGGACAUCUUACCUUUCACCAGUGCAGUUUGAGGAGAAAAAGGCCUUUCCCAGGCAUGUGGACCAUGAGGAAUUUAUAAAUUAUUGUUCUUUGGUAUAGACCGAUCAAAUUCCCCUGAGCAGUGGGUUAUCCCACACGGGACAUCCUAAACCUUUCCUUAGGGACUCCCAGGCCAAUAAAUAGACCUAUUGAAUAUUUAAUUAAACUACUUAUGGAAUUUUGCAAGCAACAGCUUUGUACUGUAAUUAUGCUACAUCCUGUUGCUGUAGCUGUUUUAGCAGCACAUCUUUCUUUGGACAGUAUAUGUAAUUGGUCAACGAUUCUAAUGGAAUUUGAGUCCACUUCCACUUCUUCAUAUCUAAUUCAGAAACUAUGAUGUGGUGCACCCUGUGCACUGCUGGCAAACAAUGUACUCCAUCAGAACUCAAUUAAACAAUCAAAUUCCAUACUCCUACCCUUCCUAUAGGCCAAGUCAACAUACUUUUGCAAAAUACUCAAUGCUUGACAAGCUUAUGUAGUUAAGCAGUAAAGGAGAAAAUGUUACAUUUCCAUUUGCCAGCUUGUGCAUGUUGAAGGAAAAGCUAAUGUACUGAUUCUAUGCAUGGAAUGUACUUAAAGGUCAAAAUAAAAAUGUACAAUCCACCUGAAAUGUCUUGACUUAAACCACCUCUUUUUAAG